Oncorhynchus masou masou (cherry salmon) is the source of this 1386-nucleotide messenger RNA. RefSeq names its product zinc finger protein 37-like. Gene Ontology annotation, molecular function: DNA-binding transcription factor activity, RNA polymerase II-specific; RNA polymerase II transcription regulatory region sequence-specific DNA binding. The transcript has a single exon. The record is from RefSeq and is a predicted model, not a curated record. The coding region runs from base 1 to 1386 and encodes 461 amino acids. Gene Ontology annotation, cellular component: nucleus. Lineage: Eukaryota; Metazoa; Chordata; Actinopteri; Salmoniformes; Salmonidae. Gene Ontology annotation, biological process: regulation of transcription by RNA polymerase II.
AUGAGAUGUCAGGACUGUGGACAGCAGUUCACUCGCUGGGAGGCCUUCAAGACUCACCUGCGCAAGCAUGUUCUGGAGGAGGCGAUAGCGGAGGAGGAGGAACGAAGGCAGGGCAUUAAGAGAGCCCUGGAGACGAACGGGAGCAAUGGCAAUGUGGAGUCGGCAGCACCUAAGAAAAAACAGAAAAAUAUUGAUGACGGUGAUUACGAAGAGAACAGUGAUGUAGACGUGGAAGGUGAUGAAGAAGACGAUGAAGAGUUCUUCGACAGUUCCUGGCAGGUCGGACCAUCAGAGAUCGUCACAGUUCGCCCGCGCGUCGCCAUGCUGUCUGAGGAGGAGAAGCCAGUCUUCAGCGGCUCCCACAAGGUCUAUGCAUGCUCCAUCUGUGGGAAGGUCUACUCCUACCUCGAGUCGUUUAGAAAUCACCAGAAGAUGCAUGAAAAAGAAGUUAAAAAACAACCCACAGAGAACAAGUGCCCGGACUGUGGGAAGGUCUUUGCUCGCCCAUCCCUUCUGGUGACUCACUUGAAAGUGCACAGGCCUCCCGUGCCGAUGGAACCCUCCACUCUGAAGUGCGAUCAGUGUGUAAAACACUUCAAUUCCCUGCAGACUUAUUUGAUCCACAUGGACCUGCACAAGCAGAAGCCCUUCUGGUGCCUGGCCUGUGCUAAGGGCUUUAGGGAUGAGCUCUCUCUGGACAAACACCUGCAGGGCCACAACCUGAGGCGCCACAAGUGUGACCUCUGUGAAAAGUCUUUCCGCGUUCCCGCUGAGCUCCGCUACCACUACAAUACUCACACCGGCGCCAAGCCCUACAAAUGCACUCUCUGCAAGAAGAACUUCUCUCAGCUGGGCAACCUCAUCACGCAUCGGAAGAAGCACGUAGGGGUCUACGUCGGGGCCAGCAAGACGCCACUGGGACCCAGGAACCACCUGUUUGCUGGGAGGAGAAGGGUGACAGAGAUGAAGAGGCUGGUGUUCACAGGGAUGGGUAGCACAGAGGCGGAGGUGAUAGAUAUGCUUCAAGAACAUCAAGAGGAGCAGGAGGAGGAAGAAGAGGAAGAUAUUAAGGUGGGUGAGGAGGAAUCUGGAUCAGAAGAGUCUGAGUCUCGUUCUGAAGAUUCUGGUGCUGAGGAUUCGUCUAAAUCAGAUUCAUCAGACUCUUCUGGAUCUGAUUCCUCUGACGACUCUGAUUCCUCUGGAUCGGGAGAGGAGGAGGGGGAGCAAGAGGGGAAAGAAGAGACUGCAUUGGAAGCACAUGUGGCGGUGCAACAGAAAAGACAUAAGGAAUGGGAGUGUUUUGAAUGUGGUGAAGGGUUUGAUCAAGAGUCAGCAUUGCACCUGCACUAUAUGAAACACGCCAGUGGGGAGCUGCCAGUACAAUGA